This is a messenger RNA of Parasteatoda tepidariorum (common house spider), 881 nucleotides long. NCBI's taxonomy places the organism in Eukaryota, Metazoa, Arthropoda, Arachnida, Araneae, Theridiidae. The record is from RefSeq and is a predicted model, not a curated record.
UACAAGAGUGGGUGUUUUUGUGAUGUUGGCCGUGGGAAAGUGAGAUGCGUAAUUACGGUUGCUCUCUCUCUAAAAGUGUGUUGUUAUUCUCUCUUGAAAGAUGAGCGACAUGGAUUCCGAGUGUGAUGAUGUCUUCACUGAGGAUUUAAAGUGUUAUUCCUCUUCCACUGAUAGUAAAAAUGGUCCUGAAGAUGAUGGCAGGCACUCAAUGAACAGAAAACGGAGACGUGGGGUAAUCGAAAAAAGAAGAAGGGAUAGGAUAAACAAUUCUCUAUCUGAACUGAGGAGACUUGUUCCUGCUGCCUAUGAAAAGCAGGGUUCGGCGAAGUUAGAAAAGGCAGAAAUACUCCAGAUGACUGUGGAUCAUUUGAAACUAAUGCAUUCAAGGGGUUUAGAUGUGUUUAAUCUAGACCCUCAUAAUUUAGUGACGGACUACCAGGGCCUUGGAUUCCGCGAGUGUGCAUCUGAAGUGGCCAGAUACCUCGUCAGCUAUGAAGGACUGGACUUGCAAGAUCCCCUGAAAUUGAGACUCAUGAGCCACCUGCACUGCUUCACCACCUCCACCCACCCAUCCAACUGGUUCAUGCCCCAUUUCUCCAACAGCACCAAUAUUGUGACCCUCACUGUUCCAAAAAGCCUCCCGAUAAAUCCAAUAGCAUCCCGGCCAGCCUUCAGCAGGCCAUGGGGUGGAAGAGAACUUGCUUAUUAAGAAAUUACUAAUUUAUUCGAUUUGGUAUUAAUUUAUUUCAACUUCUGCCAGUGGUGAGCAUGAGAGAGGGGGGGGGGAUAAAAAGCAAACAGUUCCUCAGACAGGAGAAAGGAGCAUUCAAUAUAUGAUUUAUAAUUUUUAAAAAAAUGAAUCGUGCAGCUUAUUUUUUUUU